This is a messenger RNA of Cucurbita pepo subsp. pepo (vegetable marrow), 510 nucleotides long. RefSeq lists its product as uncharacterized. NCBI's taxonomy places the organism in Eukaryota, Viridiplantae, Streptophyta, Magnoliopsida, Cucurbitales, Cucurbitaceae. The record is from RefSeq and is a predicted model, not a curated record.
AUGGACAACAUGAUAUCGAAAUCUUACCACGGGUUUGUCAUACUACUCAAGAUCCUAAACAGCUCCCAUAAAGACUGGCAAAAUUCAGAGCUAACCUUCUUCAUGCCCCCUGAUCAGGAACUUUCUCAAGCUGCUAUCUCCCCCGAACGAAUACACGAUUUCGUUCUAAACCAUUCUAUCCCCACUGCAUUACUGCUCAACAAUCUUCUACACUUCCCGAACGGCAGCCUGGUUCCAUCAAGCAUCCCGAAUCGAAUGAUCAGGAUAACCAACUGCAGAAAGAUGAGCGUGUGUGUGAACGAUGCACGAAUCGUCACCCCAAACGUGUGCUUAAACUCAUCCAUAAGAUGUCAUGGUAUAAGCACGACUAUGACAUAUGACCGAACUUCCUUUUCAGACACUUCACCUGUGAAGCAGAGUUCGGCCGAAACUAUAGCUCAGCGAAACGAAAAGAAAGCGGAAAAGUACUUACAGUCGACAGCAAAGAAGAUGAACCGUCCCCUGCACUGA